AUGAAUAUUAUUGCAUGCAGUGCCGGACGAAUAGACAUAUCGUGGUUAAAAAGCCUGGAGCACGAGCGGGUCUUUCCAGCCCUGGCUGCUGAGGCUCUGAGCCCAGCGAAGCGGCUUGCCGAGAAGAAAAAGGCGACGCGACGCAGGGAGACCCGCCGCGUCCAAAGCAGCCCUGCAGUCGUCGAGCGGUGCGUCCGGGUCGACACGAACGGUGUAGUCUCGGUCAUCUGCGGCCGAGCGUAUGACGACGAGUGCGGUGACGUCGGUGACGUCGGAGACGAUUUCGGCGGCAUCGGCGACCUCUUCGGUCUUCAACGCCUCCGAGCUCGGCUCCGGAGUGACGGGGUUGUCCGGGAUGUCGGAGUGAUGGCUCGGGGUCGCCUCCGCCGAAGUCCCCGCGCAGGCGUCGACCUGGACACGGACGCCGGCCUCAGAGCUCGUUUUGGCGUCGAAUCUGGCCGUGCUCGCGCUCUCGCUGGCGUCGUCGACGCCGAUGUCACUGUUCAAUGUGUUGUGCUGUGUCUGCUCGAUUGGGCGACAGCAGUGCUUCAGAUGUGGGGCGCCCGAAAGACACUGGCCCAUGGGGUGAUGCAGCAAGAAGAGCGAAAUGCGAAACUUGGGUGGUGCAGGGACCGGAGGGAGGCAGAGGAGGAACAAGGAGAGGAGGCGGCAGAGGGGGGCAGUAGGGGCGGUGGAGGGCGGUAG
Molecule: messenger RNA, 705 nt
Organism: Schizosaccharomyces japonicus yFS275
Lineage: Eukaryota; Fungi; Ascomycota; Schizosaccharomycetes; Schizosaccharomycetales; Schizosaccharomycetaceae
Exons: 2
Coding region: 1-705 (234 amino acids)
Source: RefSeq, a predicted model, not a curated record